Molecule: messenger RNA, 3406 nt
Organism: Anopheles darlingi
Lineage: Eukaryota; Metazoa; Arthropoda; Insecta; Diptera; Culicidae
Exons: 5
Coding region: 333-800 (155 amino acids)
Source: RefSeq, a predicted model, not a curated record
CGAUCAGUAUUACGAUAGAGUCUCUCCAAGCAGGGCGCAGACCAUCCUCAAACCCAGGCCAGCCACUCGACUCCGACGGUUCACUCGGCGCGCUGCAGGAAGGAAGCAAGGAAGGCUCUCAACCGAGCACACUCCGAGAUUCAUAAUCAUCAACAUCAUCAUCAAUCGUAGUCCAUCACCAGUGCAAUAGCAGUGCGAUUGCAUUGUCUCAGCGCAUGUGUGUGUGCGUGCGUGUGUGAAGUGUACACAUCCUCUACUCCAUCCCUCGGCGAGAUCCAGGAGUAGCUAUAAUUUGAUCGAACGAAAACUACGACAACAAAAAAGGAAUCAAAAUGUUCAAAAAUCAUCUAGCCAUGAUCGGCAUGAAUGAGACGCCAAACAAGAAGGCGAAGUUUUGGCAAUCGUAUAUCCGAUCCUUGAAAGGAUCCGAUGAUAUCCGUGCACACGACACUCCAGCCUACCGGCGACCAAUCCUGCUGUUCGACGAGCCGGAUACUGCGUCCGGCCGCAUCAACUCCCCCGGAUACCACUAUCUGCCAGUGCACCGGGAAACGUACGGCUACUCGCCCCGGCCAAUCUACGACCAUCACUAUGUGCGCUCGCAGCGGGCACCAAGCGUGAACAGGCUGGCCGAUGCGGAGAAGGCCUGGGCUGACCACCUGGAGCGAAUGAGGGACAUCGAUCGCAGAUACCCAUCGCGUUACGGGCUGUAUCUGAAGGAUAAGCCGAGCCAGGUAGUGUUUCCACAGGAAGUCGAAUACGAACCGGAGGCGAAGCCGCUGUACUCUACGCUCCACUAAGGCCUGCAUAUUAGCGCGGCCACUAUGGCUUCCGCUAAGCCACUGGCCGAAAUACGACGACUCGAAUACAAUGAUCGGAGUUUAAAACAGAAAGAAAAAAACACUAUUUACCUCUCUCUCUCUCUACCGCGGAUUGAAUAUGUAAUAGUCGUUGCUAUCUCUCUCUCUAUAUAUAUAUAUAUUGUUUGUGUGUUUUGUGUGCCACACAUGUAACACUACUCUGCCUCACGACGAUACACGAUUCCGUGGGAAAUACUCACACGCACCUACCUGGUCCACGAGCAGCCUGGACGACCGGCUCGUGGAGUGGAUGUCGAUCGUUCCGCCGGGAUCGUUUCCUCGUUUUUCCCUCGUUUUAUUUGUAGCGAAUACCUCUUCACACCUGACCACCCACCCCCUCCCACCGCUUGCUAAUGUAGCCCGAUUAAGGGCCAGAGAGGAGUGUUUUUGGUGUUUCGGCUACUCGCGCAUCCCACUCCCUGCCCGCCUACUUCUUCCCGUCCCACAAGCAAACAAAAAAAAAACAACUCAACUAACAACCUCGAUGAAUAUGGGUUGAUGUGGUGCAGUGAGUGGAACAGAGCGCGUGGCGCGCGUGUGUGUGUGUGUGAGUGCUGGGCUGAGUGUGUGUGGGAUUGUGUGUGUGUGUAUGUGUGUGUUUGGUUUUUUUUAAAUAGGCGAGGAGAAAAACGAAACCGACGAACGAAUGAAGGAAAACAAGCAGUAUCAUAUUAUAAAGUAUUAUAGCGUGAAUCAAAGGGAAGGAUCAAGGCUCCUCUUUGGGGCACUUUCCUUCGCUUAUACACUUGCAAACACACCCACUCAUACACUCUUUCUCUCCCUCUCUCUCUCCCUCUGUCUCUCACGCACACACACACACAUACUCGAAUAGCAUCGAGAAUUGUAGCUAUAUGUUACAGUCAUGCCUAAUGUCCUAAACAACCUACAAUUAUACUUACGGUACGGUAGUAGCAUAAUGUGACACAACACAGCGGUUAGCACCGGCAGCGUCGUCAUGGCGGACUGUCGGAUAAGUGUUAGGAAAUGUACUACCCCGAACCCUCAAUCCCUCCACCCCCCCAACCCUCAAACACCCACUUCCACAACCGUGCGUUGCCUAAUCCUUUCUAACCAGAUUGCCAGCCAGAUGCGAGAGAAAGCCUCUGUUCGUCACCAUGAUGGUACUUAAUAUGGCCGCCAUCCGGACCCGCCACGUACUGCGUACAUAAUUCAGUUUAACUUUACGAACAAAUACAUACCUACAUACAUAGAUAUAUAGGUAAAAAACCAAAACAUACACCUCAACCGAUUCAAAUAAUUUUAGCGGUUAUACAUUUCAAAAUUUUGCCGUUAGAUAACCAUAGAAUGAGCCGGACACAGAAAUACAUGUGGAAAGUGGAGGAGGGGUGGGGAGGGAGCGAGUACAUAGCAAGUACAUCGCUUAUACCUUCCCCCGUCCCUUCCAGAUAGAUAAAAAAAUGAUUUAGCCAUAAUAAUUAUCCCAAAAACAUGCACACCUUUUCAGUUAAAUAUCUUUAAAAAAUACGUUAUAAACGUUAAAUAGUGCUAUUAGAGAAGGGGGUAGGGAGAAGCCAUUACAUUUUCACUGUCGAAAGAUAGUAUUUGGGUAGUUUUUCGCACCAUAAAUUGAUUUAAUCUCAUGUUUAAGGUUCUUGUUCAUUCCACUGGUUAUUUAACGGUCAAAUUUUGAAAUGUUCGGCCCCUAAAUGUAUGCAAUUAGAAUCGGUUAGCCUACCGAAUCGGUUGAGGUGUAUAUAUUGGUUUUUUACCGAUAUAUAUAUAUAUAUAUAUAUAUAUAUAUAUAUAUAUAUAUAUAUAUAUAUAUAUAUAUGUAUAUUGCAAUGAACUGGCACUCUAUUUGAGAGGGAGAUCGUUAGUAAAGGUCCCAAAACGGAAAGGGGUAACGGAUGUAAGAAACAACACAUCGGGGAACGCACAGCCGGGCGUUUGGCGGCCUGCACGAUUCUUGCGAUAGGACAACGUUGCCACGGACUCAAGGGUAGCUGAAUGCCAGCACAAGAGUCCUUCACAAGACACCAACCACCGCCCCCGCCACCCCCACUUUCCACCUUUUUUCCCUUCUCUCCAUUCUUAUUAUCCUCCUUCUACCACCCACACAAACACAAAGACGAGACACGCAGGCUAGUGAGAGAGAGAGAGUUGGAUUGCUCGCGAUACUUGCACCGAAGGAGGAAGCCCGGAAAAGGUUCCGGCACACACACAUACACACACACACAUAAAUACACACAAACAACAUCAUCCCCUUAGCUCAUCGCAUAUCGCUUUAUUUGUUAGCCGUUAGUUUACCGGCGACGUCUAAAAUAACAACGCUUCGCUGACAACACAACGCUAGGUUCUUUUUCUUCUAUUCCUAGUUACCUAUUUUUUCUGUUCUAUUUUUUUGUUUUGUUUUUGUUUUUGUUAAUGCAAUGCAGUUGUUGUGGCUGCUGGGAAGGCCCCGAGCACACACUCACACACACAGACAGACACGUUAGAAAAUCCUCCAGUGAAUAAACAAUUCUGUAAACAAACUACCAAAAAAAGAAAAAAAAAACCAAUCUAAAUAAAAUCAACCUAGAGACGGA